UAAGCCAAUUCGACUUGGAGCACUUUCGCUUAUCGGCCGAGAAGGGUCAUUGGAAAACUUUACCAGGCGUUCCUAAUAUCACCACAGGUAACCCACAAAACUGUUAUACUUCGAAAGAAAAAAACAAGAUGGCGGACGAAGAUGGUGAGGAGUCAAAAACUAUUUGAAUGCAGCUUAUUAUGCAUAUAUUGCACGAAUUUUGGUAGCUUUUUUGCUUAAUAAUGAAAUURCAUUUUACAGAAAUAAAGAAUUUCGUAGAAAAUCUUGUACAUCAAAAUAAGCCCGUGGAAAUUAUAAGAAGAUAUAUAAAGAAAAAAUUCGACAUCGAUUGGUCGAAAAGAACACUUCAAAGAUUUCAGAAGAAGCAUGGUGUUCAUCGUCAUGACCAAAAUCUUCUUCCUAAGGAUGUUAUGUCUGYCAUAUUGGUAGGUAAUAUUAUGUAGAAGGUCAGCAGGAACAGCACACUUGAAAGAGGGAUUAGGAUUGAUGAUGUCAUACACUAGAAAUAUGGUUAAAAACAGCUUACCCAAUUGCUACAAAAAAUUGCACUUCAUUUGUCUAAAAGUAGGAAAAGGGACUUUCAUACACCCAAUAGAUGCUCCUUUGUAGGCCUUGUCUUAGUUUAUUUUUUCUUCUCAUUUUUAAAAUUAUAGAAAUAAAUAAAAUGGGAGUGCCCAACAGCUUGGUUACAGAAUGAUGUGGACCAGACUAAGGAGGCAUGGUAUUCUUGCAAAAAGUUGCUGCUUGCAUGCAAGUUCUUGGGUUACAGAACCAAACACCAAUUCAGAGAAGAAAGCAUUACCCAAACUACUUUUCCAAGGUCCUCAAAUUUUUUGAGAAUGACUUCAGUCCCAAGGGAUGUGUGUGUGGCACAACACUAGCUUUGCAUCCACGCAAAUUCCUGGAGUAUUGCAAGUCAGUCAAUGAAGAUAUAACUGGGAUAACUGAAAAUUCCAUAAGAGCAUUUGUGAAAGUCAAUAACAUUGGGUGUAUUGGUAAGAAAAUGCGAUUCAGAGGAGAGGGAGUGAUGACAACCGCCAUCCAUUUUUCAAAAAAAUGGAUGCCAGUGGAUGCAAUCAAGAAAUUAGAUGAAAAAUUUGGAACAAGAAAGAAAGGAAGAGAAGAGGAUGCAGACAGUGUGAUCGUUGGGGCAGUUGGAGAAAUUUCGGAUUCUGGAAGUAUGAAAAGACCAAAAGCCAGAAUCUCGUCGCGACUAGCUACCAAGAGAAAGAGAUGAGUAUUUCCAAGAAACAAGAAAGUUUAGGCAACAUCGCAAGACUUUGAAUCGUGCAAGCAAAUCGUAGAGUAUUCAACCUUAGUAGAUUCUAUAUACCAGUGUCGUACCAAUAUUUUGUACAUUCACAGCUGCCAAUAGAAAGAAACAAGAAAGCUUAGAGAACAUCGGUAAUUUGAUUGUGGAGAAGUCAAUUUUAGUAGAUUCUAACGAACAGCGUGGAAACAAUUUGAAAUUGAAAAUUGAAUAAAUGCACGAAACGCACACGGAUCAGUACUAUAUAAAUAGCACAAAAUAGUAAAUUGUUACGAUUGAGCCAUAAAUAAAUGGGCGGCUAGUUGGAGCAACAAAAUUCCCUGAUGAUAUUUAUUCGAUAAGUUUGGUAUCGCAAUUCCCAUAUUUUUCAAUUCAAAGAUAAAGGAAAAGGCGACAAUUGUAACGAUUUGCUUUGGAUGCAAUGUAAAAGAAUUAUGCUCGAGUACAUUUUGGAGUUUGCGAAACAAACGUCAGCUUAUUAUUAUUAUUUUUUUAAGUUAUUAUGAUUGUAUUGAGAGAUUAUUGCUGUGAUUAAAUUCUAAUAAAAGACUGAUUCUAUUCUCUUGAGAGAAAACAA
Actinia tenebrosa (Australian red waratah sea anemone) is the source of this 1847-nucleotide messenger RNA. RefSeq lists its product as uncharacterized. NCBI's taxonomy places the organism in Eukaryota, Metazoa, Cnidaria, Anthozoa, Actiniaria, Actiniidae. The record is from RefSeq and is a predicted model, not a curated record.